Lolium rigidum is the source of this 2635-nucleotide messenger RNA. RefSeq names its product zinc finger CCCH domain-containing protein 45-like. Gene Ontology annotation, molecular function: metal ion binding; RNA binding. NCBI's taxonomy places the organism in Eukaryota, Viridiplantae, Streptophyta, Magnoliopsida, Poales, Poaceae. The coding region runs from base 1 to 1197 and encodes 398 amino acids. The transcript has 6 exons. The record is from RefSeq and is a predicted model, not a curated record.
AUGGCCUCGCUACGGGCCUACGGCCCACAUGGAAACGCUAGCUGGAGACGUUUGCCUGCGCGGGACGUUUGGACGUUUUCGCCGGCAGCGCUCUCUUCCGCAGCCUCCACCGGGGGGAUUUGCACAUUUGCCUCCACCGCCGCCGCCUCGCCUCCACCCAGCGCCGGCCCCUCCGCCCGUCCGCCCCAGAUCCCACCGUGCGCCUCUCCUCUUUCUCCCGCACCGCACCGUCCCGCAGCGCAGCCACCCUCCUUUCACUACAAGCCGCCGGACCAUCUCCUGCUCCUACUACCGCACCGCCGGACCGCCGAGCAGCACCCGAGCCGCCCUACCAAGCGCCCUCUCCUCACCGACGCAUCAUCUCCUUUCCAGCGAGGUUUGCUCAUGGAAUUCGACGACAGCGACCUCGUCUUCGAUUUCGAGGCCGACCUCCAAGACGCCGGCUCCGACUCCUCCGUUGUGGUGGGCGCCGCCUCCGCCUCCAACGCAUCACUCGACCCCGCCGCGGCCGGGCAGCACCAUGACCAAGGCCCCGUCCGGCGGACCGUGUGCAAGUACUGGCUGAAGGGCCUGUGCAUGAAGGGCCAAUCCUGCGGGUACCUACACCAGUACGACCUGGACCGCAUGCCGGUGUGCCACUUCUUCCGCGCCGACGGCUACUGCGACAAGCUGGAUUGCAUCUUUAAGCACAACGCCGAGGACGCCAAGGAGUGCACCAUGUAUAACAUGGGGUUUUGCCCUAAUGGUCCCUGUUGCCGGCUCAGGCAUGUUAAGAAACCUGGGCCGCCUCCUCCGGCCGACGAAGUUGUCAAGAAGCUUCAGCAGAUGAAUCCGCGGAACUAUGGCUCAUCAAGUGCAACUUAUCAGGCCAGAAACAAUAACAGUAAUCAGCCCGAGAAAGAGAGUCAAAAUUUGGCUGCAAAUGCUACUCCUGUAGUGAAACAACCUGCUGCACAUCAUGCUCAGACAGAAAACCCACAGCAUGUACCACCACCACACACACAGGAGCAACAACAACAUGCUCAGGUGCAAGGUGUUCCUAAUGGUUCAUCUGACCAAGCUACUAUAACUGCAAGCCCACUUCUACAAGGGCAAUCAAGGCACUCUGUUGUUAAAAGUUGCAACCAGGAGAAUCUGGAAAUAUCAGUUCAGCAGGGUGUUUGGGCGUUCCAAAAAGGAGUAAUGAUGUCAUUUUAAUAUUCUCCAUCUCUAGGACUCUAUAUCUCCAGCCUCCAGGGUUGUACGAAGGUUACUUCUCAAUUUGGUGGUGGGAUUUGGAAAUAUCAAGUCCAUUAUUGUCAGAACUUCUCUACAGUGGCUUAAGGAUGCGCUGAUGAGGCACAUGGAGUUGGCGCUGAUGAAGGUGUCAUGCUAUGUGAGGAGGGAGGCGAAGAAAAGGACCAGAACUGUGGUCCAUGGUGAUAGUUUUGGAUCUGUGGCCACAGAUUUGCUGGUGAUUUCAGGGUUCUCUGCCCAAUAAGUGCAUAUUCAUGAGUAUAUCUUGCAUGUACUAUCUGCAUCCACCACAGCAUGGGUCGGCCAUAGCUGUUUCACAUCCGGCAUCCCGCCUCCCCGUGGAUGCAUGUAAAGGCAGUGUCCACCAGACCACGAGGACUACAAGAAACAGCUCAUCCACCACAGUGCACUGCUAGUUUGCCACAUUGAGGUACUUCUUUGAUCUGAUUCUUGCCCUCACUAUAAAUCUUGUUGCUUCAAAAUUGUGUAUAUUGGGCACUCAGUUGGAGAUUCGCUUUGCUUGUUAGAAGCAGUGGUAUUGUUUUUCAUUUGCUACUAGGUCAUCUUGCUAGAAGUAAGGGGGCCAGUUAACUAUGGCGCAAUUCUCUAUCCAUUAUUAAUCUAUAUUUUUCUUAUGAGCUGUACUAUCGACCAAUCUUUCAUGGAUAGAUUUGGGGAGAAUACCUGAGAUAGGAGGUGACUUGUGCAAGUGUGUAAUCACGACUGACUAAUUUACUACAGGUAGGUAGUAUUGCCCAAGAGAACCUACCUAUAUACAAACAAUGCUUGCCAGUUAGUUAUUUCUGCUGUUUAUUACUCAGCUUUUGUGGGGUUUGUUAUUGCUGCUGUUCCCUAAGGUAAUCCUAGUAGCACUUAAUAUGUUGAGAUCAUGUACUAGUGGUCUAUAUAUAUGACCAGCACUUGAUGUACAUAUUUAUAUAAUCUUGUUUUUUCUACGAAUUGCGUGAUCAUAGUUGUGUCUGCAAGAUAAUGGCUCUGCUCUUGACGUAAGAAGCAAACGAAUUCACCUUGAUUAUUUUCUUUGAAUUUAAUCUGUUAACAUGCACAGUUUACUUGUGAACUAACUAACUAGGAGGACAGUAGCUAGCUUUCUGAAACUGCAGGAGCUAUCAUUCUGCACCAAUGGUGUUUGCAAAUUUCGACCACAAUGGACCAAGAAAGAGUCGUAGUCCCUAGUGCAUUGCUGAUGUUCAUGUCAUUUCUUGCUGGCUUGUUGAUGAUGGAUGCUUAGAAAAUUGUAGCCCAGCAUUGUCGUGUAACUCAAGUUACCAAUUUCUUGCUGAUCUGUAUCACUGUAUGCAAUACUACAUGUAAUGGUGCAUUCAGAACUAUGUGAACUACAAUGUAAGAAAAGUUCAGAUGAUGUUUUUUCUUCUUA